Elephantulus edwardii (Cape elephant shrew) is the source of this 1683-nucleotide messenger RNA. It is a transcript of the gene PLAT, whose product is annotated as plasminogen activator, tissue. Bases 1 to 1683 code for a protein of 560 amino acids. NCBI's taxonomy places the organism in Eukaryota, Metazoa, Chordata, Mammalia, Macroscelidea, Macroscelididae. Gene Ontology annotation, molecular function: serine-type endopeptidase activity. Gene Ontology annotation, biological process: plasminogen activation; smooth muscle cell migration. Gene Ontology annotation, cellular component: extracellular region. The record is from RefSeq and is a predicted model, not a curated record. The transcript is spliced from 13 exons.
AUGAAGAGGGAACUUGUGUGUCUAUUGCUGUUUUGUGGUGUGGCCUUCACUUUGUCCAUCCAGGAAAGCUAUGCCAAGUAUAGAAGAGGAGCCCGUUCGUACAGAGCGACCUGCAGAGAUGAAAAAACACAGACGACGUAUCAGCACCGCCAGUCGUGGUUGCGGCCCAUGCUCAGAGGCAAUCGGGUGGAAUACUGCCGGUGUGACGGUGGCAGUCCACAGUGCCACUCUGUGCCUGUCAAAAGUUGCAGUGAACCAAGGUGCUUCAAUGGAGGAAUAUGUUGGCAGGCCGUAUAUUUCUCCGAUUUCGUCUGCCAGUGCCCUGAAGGAUUUUUUGGGAAAAGCUGUGAAAUAGAUGCAAAGGCUACGUGCUACAAAGGCCAAGGAAUCACCUACAGGGGCACGUGGAGCACAGCAGAGAGCGGGGCCGAGUGCAUCAACUGGAACAGCAGCGCUCUGUCCCAGAAGCCAUACAGCGGGCGGAGGCGGGACGCACUCAAGCUGGGCCUUGGGAACCACAACUACUGCAGAAACCCAGACCGAGACUCGAAGCCCUGGUGCUACAUUUUUAAAGCAGGCAUGUACAGCCCAGAGUUCUGCAGCACACCCGCCUGUACCAACGGAAAAACCAAAGAUUGCUACUCUGGAAAUGGGUUCGAUUACCGUGGUACUCACAGCCUUACUGUAUCUGGAACCACCUGCCUCCAGUGGAAUUCUAUGAUCCUGAUGAGCAAGUUUUACACAGCGUGGAAGAGCAAUGCUCAGACCCUGGGCCUGGGCAAACACAAUUACUGCCGGAAUCCAGAUGAGGAUGAGAAGCCCUGGUGCCACGUGCUGAAGAACCACAGGCUGACGUGGGAGUACUGCGACAUGCCUCAGUGCUCCACCUGUGGCCUGAGACAGUACAAGCAACCUCAGUUUCGCAUUAAAGGAGGGCUCUACACGGACAUCACCUCUCAUCCCUGGCAGGCCGCAAUCUUCGUCAAGAACAGGAGGUCACCAGGAGAGAGGUUUCUGUGUGGGGGAACACUGAUCAAUUCCUGCUGGGUUCUGUCUGCUGCUCACUGCUUCCAGGAGAGGUAUCCUUUUGAGCACAUUAAGGUGGUCCUGGGCAAAACAUACCAGUUGAUUUCCGGAGAAGAGGAACAGAGAUUUGAAAUAAAACAGUACUUUGUCCAUGAGAAAUUUGAUGAUGACACUUACGACAAUGACAUUGCUCUGCUGCAGCUGAAAUCAAACUCACUGCAGUGUGCCCAGGAGAGCAACAGCGUGCGUCCCGCCUGCCUCCCUGAGCCCAACUUGCAGCUGCCUGACUGGACCGAAUGUGAACUUUCUGGCUAUGGCAGGCAUGAAGCGACUUCUCCUUCUUAUUCUGAGCGCCUGAAAGAGGCUCACGUCAGGCUGUACCCAGCCAACCAUUGCACGUCAGAGCAUUUGUUCAAUAAGACCGUCACAAACAAUAUGCUGUGUGCUGGAGACACCCGCAGCGGAGGGAGCCACGUAAGCCUGCACGACGCCUGCAAGGGUGACUCAGGAGGCCCCCUGGUGUGUAUGACAGACCAGCGCAUGACUUUGGUUGGCAUCAUCAGUUGGGGUAUUGGCUGUGGACAGAAAGAUAUUCCAGGUGUAUAUACGAAGGUUACUAACUACCUGGGCUGGAUUCAAAACCGUAUCAAACCAUGA